Oreochromis niloticus (Nile tilapia) is the source of this 947-nucleotide messenger RNA. RefSeq names its product linkage group 20 C1orf174 homolog (gene lg20h1orf174). The transcript has 4 exons. The coding region runs from base 230 to 823 and encodes 197 amino acids. The record is from RefSeq and is a predicted model, not a curated record. NCBI's taxonomy places the organism in Eukaryota, Metazoa, Chordata, Actinopteri, Cichliformes, Cichlidae.
GGUGCAGUGUGGCGCAGAGGACGUCCUGAUAUUGAAACUGCAGACCUCUGAGUGAACCUCACCAGCAGGAAAUACACCGGGGAGGCGGCGGGGAGCGCUCACAUCGUAAAAUUAUCGCCGUUGUUUAGUCGCUAGUUGAAGCCAGCCGAUUGGAAAGCCAGAAAACCCCAAGGUGGUGGAAACUUUCAAUAUCGUAGGUGCUGAAAAACCUAAAUAUCCACGCCGGCAAAUGAUACAUAAGAUGCCUGGUGAAGUUGAUAAUUUGAAGCCAAGAAAGAGGAAGAGCAGCUCUGAGACCAGAAACACCAGAAAGACAUCUGCUGCAAGGAGGAGAUGUGUGAAAAGUCCAAAGGCGAACUCGUCGUCUGAGAGCAGCUCAGCAGUUGGGAACACUAAAGCAGCUGGUCCUCUGGAGAGAGACUCCUGCAUCAGCUGUGAAUGCCACCAGUCUUCUGGCAGGAGGAGGUGCUUAGCAUCACCAGAGCAUGAAGGACAGGAAGGUAAAGAGAACGCGCUGAUGAUGGGACAGGAUUCAGACAGCUGCGUAAUGAAUAGCAUCUGGGACAAAUAUGAGCCUGAGCAUAUGGAUUAUGAAGAAACAGGCAAAAUCAUGUUCCCAGAUGAUGACAGUAAUCAGAUCCUUCCUGUGGAGCAGUUCUUUGGAAACUUGGAUGCUGUACAGGAUUUUCCUGAAAGAUCAUCCACGUCUUCUAGCCGCGCCCAAAGGAAGAACAGGAGGCGACAUUACUAUGCUCGAGAGGACAGCGAUGAAGACGAGGUGGAUUUCAGUGGCGUGCAGCGAGACAACGGGGUGGGCACUUAGGCUACAUUCACACUGCAGGCGAAAGCGCAUCAAAUCCGAUUUUUUUUUUACCCUAUGUGACCCAUAUCUGAUCAUGGUAUGACAGUUUGAACGGCACAAAUCCGAUAUUUUCAAAUCCGAUCUA